UAGGGUGGUGCACCCUCAUGGCGUUGCGGAGGGGCUGUGCUGCUUUGGGCGCUUCUUUUCCCCGCGCUGACUGCUUCUUGUGAGGGAAAGGGGGACGGGGGUACCAGCCACGGCCGGGUCUUACCGUGCAGGCCUGCCCUGUCUCUCCUGGGGGUGUUGUGUGAGGAUGGGGCUCCGGGAGGUCUCUGUGCUGGUGCCUAGCUCGGCUCCUCGGCUUUACGGGGAAAACCGCUUUGGCCUUGGAAGAGCUGACCCCCCACUGUGCCUUUUUCAUAUAAAUCCUUAUGCUGCUAUUGCAUGCUGAUCCUUGUACGUACGCGAUAUUGGGUAUAACCAAGUUAUUAAUCGUUGUUGCUUGGUGCACCACCUGUUUCCUUAACAACAGGUCUUUCAAAUGGUAUUUUACCUAUAGGAAUGAAAUGGACUGUUAGGUUUCUUUCAGUGGCCUUGACCAUCCUGAUUGCAGCAUUUGGAACCAGACUGCGCUUCCAACUCUUCAGUUUACACUUUGGGGGGGUUACAAAGGCAGCUUGGAUUGGGUUGACUGAAUUGCAUAGGUAGAUAGGAUGAUUCUAAGUGCUCCCAUGGGGCUUGUAAAAUUCUUCUGCUCUGUGUACCCAUUCCAGUUAUAUAAAAAUAUCUGCAAGGAUUGAUUAAAAAGAUGAGUGAAGAUUCUAACAGAAAGCUGGGUAAAAACCAUGACAAGCUCAAUAAAAGAAAGCAGUGUCUGCUCUCCUGAUUCAACAGUAUCUUCUCUUUUAACAAGCUAUAGCACUGACAGCAAUAAUCCAUACUCAAACAGCUUGAUUCACUACAAGGACAAGCUUUACAGCUCUGCAUCUGAGGCUUUGGAGGCUUAUAUUGAAGAUUUUGAUUUAAGUCUCACAUCUUCAGAAAUACGCACUGGAAAAAUCUGCAUAUUUCAAAGCACUCCCAAACAAGUUAAGUUUUCAAAGCAUCAUGCCAAAGAAAAACAUGCACUGGAUGAUUUUAAACAGCAUGUAGGAUUGGGUUCUCUUGCUUCACCCUCUAGAACGCAGAGUGAGUGUGACCCAGACUUGAUUAGUCUUGCAACGGAUGAUCUGUUAGCACUUCCAGCAGAUGGAUCACUACCCUUCGUCCAGCGUACUCCUUUUAAAUCAAGGCAUCAAAGUAGUGAGUGGAACAGACCGUCCCUUAAAACAUCUUUCUGCCCUUACCAAACCUCAUCACUCAAUACUGAAAGUGGUUUCAGUCUCCAGGAGAAUGGGAAAGCUGUUGCUCACCAGAAUCCACACAAAGACUUCAGCAAAAAGAAAUGCAAUGUGUAUACACCUGAUAGGUACGAUUCUGUCUCCUCUAAAGGAAGUUUGAGACCCUCGUCUUUUGAAGAGGACACUCUUCCUUUUAAGAAUUAUCCAAGAUGGCUUACCAGUCAGAAGUCCGACUUAAGUGUAUCAGGGAUAAGUAGUAUUCCCAAUUUGCACUACCCAGUAUGGCUUAAGAGUUACAACCUUUUUUCUGAUUCAGCUAAAGAAAGCGAUGGUCAAAAUUUUAAUAUACAAGGCAAAGCUUCCUCUUCACAAGCUUUUGAGAUCCUGAAAAAAAGGCACUCUGUAGAUAAACGCAGUUCUGAUUUUUUUGAACAAAAUGGUUGCCUGUGUCUGGGAAAUGAUAACAAAGUAGAAGAAAGUUGCAACUAUGACUGUCCAGAUGGGUGCUUCCCUUUUGAUAACUUGUUUUCAAGGCACACUAAAAAGCCUUUCAGAGAAGACCAGCUUGAGCCACUUACCUCGAAGGCCGACAGAGGUGUGGAGAGUUCAACUGAAAAUUUGUCAAAUAAUCUGGAAAAUGAUGGCAGUCCUUCUACAACAGAUAUACUAGAAGCAGAAAGAUCAUGGGAAAAUGCUCCAGGUGCUUUCAAACCACUAGUGCCUGUGUGCUGUGAGGACAUGGAGAAUGCUCUACCAUUCCCCAAAGCAGAUAUCAUACACAAAUUCUUGGAAGACUGUUUAAAUGACAAAAAUAAGGAAAAUACUUCUUCUGGAGGUCAUCACCAAAGGCCCCUUGAAGCUUUGAAGCUAAUGUUGUUUAAACUUCAAGAAAUUCAGGCAAGUUUAAACCAGAAUGAAACUGCUGAGCAAAAGGAAGAGUUUGAAAAACUUUCUGAAAAAGCUGAGGCUGAAUUAAAACUGUGUGACAGUGAGAUAAUCCCUCUUACUAAUUCUAUUCAGAAGGCUUUACACCAUUUGUCACGUGUUAAAAGUCUUGUUGAAGAUAACAGUAACCAACAAGAGCAGACCUAUGAUCGUGAAGAUAAACAAGAAAAAAAGAAUGAUCUGUGAAGCUGAUAUCUAAGAAUAGUUUAAUAUUGUGUAAUUUAAAUAAUUUGUCAGCCUGACCACUGGUCAAUUUUUUUGCAAGCUGAACCACCAGUGCAUGUUCUCAAAAAUGUUGUAUUCAGUAUUUCUGUACAUAUUCGUUCAUUUCAUUAAUUACUUCAAAGCUUAACUGAGUGUUAGUGCUUUCAGUAGGAUCUAACAAUAUGUGACAAGGGAUACCACUUUUUAAGGAAUACUUAAUUAAAAUAAGGUGAACAUUUUCAUGCAAGAAUGUCUGUGUAUUUAUACAAAUUUACAAAAAAACUAAACUGUGGCUGAUUCUAGUCAUCACUUCAUUACGUGGCCUGUUAGAAGCAGGGGGAGCUCAAUAUCAUGUGUAAAGUUAAGCAGUAAUGUUUAGCAAUAAUGUAAUUAAAUAAUAUUUUCAGUGCUGUUCUUUCUAACAGGACUUGAGUUGAUGUAAUUUUACGUUCCUUGUUCCCCAACCACAAACUUACUAAAUAUAUUGUAUCAAAAAGUG
Harpia harpyja (harpy eagle) is the source of this 2841-nucleotide messenger RNA. RefSeq names its product chromosome Z C18orf54 homolog (gene CZH18orf54). NCBI's taxonomy places the organism in Eukaryota, Metazoa, Chordata, Aves, Accipitriformes, Accipitridae. Bases 699 to 2324 code for a protein of 541 amino acids. The record is from RefSeq and is a predicted model, not a curated record. The transcript is spliced from 8 exons.